Messenger RNA from Blumeria graminis f. sp. triticale, 852 nucleotides. Lineage: Eukaryota; Fungi; Ascomycota; Leotiomycetes; Helotiales; Erysiphaceae. The record is from the annotation of a GenBank genome assembly.
AUGACUAGCACGAUGAAUCUUGGAUUUGGCGAGUAUCCCAUUGUACUCAGUGAUGCCUUACUCGGAAGAGCGACGAGUGAGUUGUAUACCGGUGUCAACUAUAGUCAGAAAAUUGCGAUAGACUCUUUCUCAACAAGACCUCGCCGACUAGCACCAUCGGGAAAAAAAACGAACAACUACAGCCUAUCUUUUCCCGAAAGUUCGGACAACCUCUCUUAUCAAGGAGAGAGAAGUUCGGCCCACGAACAGUACAUCCUGAUUUUCGAUGCAGACAAGGAACAAUUUGUACUACAUCGAGUAGAUUCCAACUUUGAUAUGAAGAGAGUCUAUUCUUCCAGGUCAAAAAAUAUUACUGGAUCACAUACGCAAAACAGUAAACACGAGUCGGUUACUAACCACCAACCUGCUGCUCUACCAAAGAAGAGCUUAAAAAGAGCACAAGCCGCCACAGAGGACUCUGACCAGCAGAAAGCCAAAAAACCAAAGUACCGAACGCAGCCCGAUCCAUCACCCGAAAUUGACCAAGUCGAAGAAGAAUCCGACGAUGGUCUGACCAUCGAGUUUCCCGGUGCUCAGAGCCCUGUCAAUGGGCAGUAUGAUGCCUCGCCAUUACAUCAACGGCAAUUGAGCGAAGAAGAUAGCGAUGAGGAGAGGGAUAUCGCCCCAGGUGAUUAUCAGGUAUCGAAACAAACUGCAGAAGAUUUGAAGCAUCCUAGUCCUGGAGCAAACUCAUCUCUCGAAAUGAGCGAUGAAGACAUGGAGUUGGCACUGGAGGCCGAACUUGAACAGGAGCUUCUAAAAGAGUCAGCCGAAGCAAUGGCAGAUGAGAGCGACGAGAGCGAAGAAGAGUAA